CGGACAGUCCGCUUUCCACGCACGGAUAACAAGAGUGGGAGCGUGUUCUGGAUAGAGCGAGGAGCGAGUGGAAGAAGAGAGGAGGAAAAUUAGGAAGAAGAGGAAAAAGUGAGAGGAAAACAAGCAGAAAAGACGCACAAGUGUUUUUUUUUUCCCCAACUGGACAGAGAGAAGAAGAAAGUGUGUGUGUGAGAGGGAGACAGAAGGAGAGAGUGUGUGUGCGCUCUUCACCACUCUCCACUUCUUCCAUCACCACCACCACCAUCUAAAUGUCGCUCCCCGGCUCCCCUCCGCUCCUCUCGCCGGGCUCUGGCGCCCCAACUCCGGCCGCGCUCUACCGCUCGGCCCCGGACGCGCUCCACACCUCCGUCGCCUCCACCGGCACCUCCAGCCCGGGGCACACCAACUCCCACUCUCACUCACACUCGCUGUCCCCAUCUCCGCGGCUCACCAGCAGCAUGCUCAGCGCUUUCCUGCCCGGACCAGGGGGCGCACUGGCCGGAUUGGGCAACGGCGGCGCCGCCCCGCUUGUGUCCGGAGGCGGUGCCGCUCUGGGUCCUCUCGGAGGGCUCGGCUCGCUGAACGCAACCGGCCUGACCCCCGGCUCCCCCGGCUUGGCGCAGACGUCCUCCAGCCCGGGUCUUUGCAGCGAGUGCAAGCUGGUGGAGGUGCACGGCGUGAAGGUGGCCAGCUUCAGCGUGGACGGCCAGGAGCUCAUCUGCCUGCCGCAGGUGUUCGACCUCUUCCUGAAGCACCUGGUGGGCGGGCUGCACACCGUCUACACCAAGCUGAAGAGGCUGGACAUCGCGCCGGUGGUGUGCACCGUGGAGCAGGUGCGCGUCCUGCGGGGGCUCGGCGCAAUCCAGCCCGGCGUGAACCGCUGCAAGCUCAUCUCCCGGAAGGACUUCGAGACGCUGUACCAGGACUGCACCAGCGCCAGCUCUCGUCCGGGCCGUCCUCCGAAGCGUUGUUCUGGUGCAGGGAUCCAGGAAAGCCCCAGGCUGCUGCACCCGGGCCUCCCCGGCCUGCUGUCCCCCAACCUGCUGUCACACACCGGCCUGACAGCAGCAGCCAUGGCCGAGCUCCAGAAGCUGCAGAAGAUGAAGAUGAUGAUGAGUCUCCAGAACGGCAACGAGUCGGACAACGACGACUUACACUCCAACACAGGAGGGAGUGAGUGUUCCUGGGAUAAGGAGCGUCUGACCAGCCCCCCUGCUGGAGCCCACGGUGGAGGACCAGGAGGUGGCGGAGGAGGCGGUGGUGGAGGAGCAUCAGUAGGAGGAGGAGGAGGAGGAGGUGGUGCAGCAGGUGGAGGAAGUGGGCGGGGCCCGGCCAUUGGAGCUGUCAAUCAACAACAACUGCAGCAGCAGCAGCAACAGCUACUGGCCAACAGGCUGGACCUGCCCUUCAUGAUGAUGCCCCACCCUCUGCUUCCCAUGGGUCUGCCGCCUGCAUCUGUAGCCAUGGCGAUGUCGCAGAUGAACCACCUCAACACCAUAGCCAACAUGGCUGCUGCUGCCCAGCAGAUACACACUCAUGUACACCGGGCGCCUGUCAUCAAGGAGAGAGUGUGCGACAGUCCUUCCCUCUCUCCAUCUGUCGACGAGACCAACACUCCACUGCAGUCGCAGCCCAGCAGCUCGGCCUCCAGCUCGCCUGAAAGACUGGGAUUGGUGUCAGCUGAUGCAGAUGUUGCGCUGACCAACCCAGCUGCACCCAUCAAGAAAAUAACAAAGGACAAAGACGCUGCUGUAGCCGAGGAUAAGCCUGAAGUUAAUGGAAACCAGCAAGACAACGGCGCUGUACAAGGUACCUGA
This is a messenger RNA of Epinephelus moara (kelp grouper), 1817 nucleotides long. RefSeq names its product dachshund b (gene dachb). The record is from RefSeq and is a predicted model, not a curated record. Bases 270 to 1817 code for a protein of 515 amino acids. NCBI's taxonomy places the organism in Eukaryota, Metazoa, Chordata, Actinopteri, Perciformes, Serranidae. The transcript has 8 exons.